Scheffersomyces amazonensis is the source of this 4567-nucleotide messenger RNA. RefSeq names its product Pho81p (gene PHO81). Gene Ontology annotation, molecular function: phosphoric diester hydrolase activity; protein binding. Gene Ontology annotation, biological process: lipid metabolic process. The coding region runs from base 257 to 4546 and encodes 1429 amino acids. The transcript has a single exon. The record is from RefSeq and is a predicted model, not a curated record. Lineage: Eukaryota; Fungi; Ascomycota; Pichiomycetes; Serinales; Debaryomycetaceae.
CUGACUCUGACUCAGAGACUCACUCCUCUAACUCUCUAACUCUCCAACUCUCUAACUCUCUGCUACCGCUUCUUGCCAUCUCUAAGUUGCUCUCCCUCACUAAUUACUAGCCGACUUUUCGCGACACGUGCGUGAAAAAUGGUCGCGAAAUACUCCCACUAUAUGUCUCCCACUACUCACUAAUUUAACUACUAUCACCACUACUAUCUCCACUAUCUCCACUACUAACUUGUACUAACUUGUCCUGACUCCCUAAAUGAAGUUCGGUAAGUAUCUUGCAUCGAGACAGCUUGAGUUGCCGGAAUAUUCCGGACAUUUCAUUGACUAUAAGGCGCUUAAGAAACUCAUUAAACAAUUAGCCAUCCCCACCACUUCAACUAAUGAUACUCGACCAUUAACUCAAGCAGAAAUUCAACAAACUCUUAAAGAGAAUAAAGCUCAAUUCUUCUUCCGAGUAGAACGAGAAUUGGAUAAAGUCAACUCAUUUUAUCUUGAAAAGCAGGCCAAUUUAGCCAUAAAUCUUGACUUAUUAAUGUUAAAGAAGAAUGAAUUAUUAAAUAAAACUAAUGAAUUUGUUAAAUUACAACAAAAUGAUUCGAAUUUAAUUAAUGCCAAUUUCCGUAAUUCCAUUUCCUAUUUAAAUUUAUAUCAAAACUUUAAAAAAAUCCAUCAAGAUUUAUUAAGAUUACAACAAUUUAUUGAAUUAAAUGAAACAGGCUUUUCUAAAGUAGUUAAGAAAUGGGAUAAACGAUCAAAAUCUCAUACUAAAGAAUUAUUUAUACUGACGGCCGUUAGUGUGCAACCGGUAUUUCAUAAAAAUGAAAUUAAUGAAUUAAGUGAUCUUGUAACUCAAUCAUUAUUUGAUUUAGAAUCAAUUAUGGAUGGAGAUUAUGCUUCCUUAAAGAAUUAUUCUUCAACCAGUUUAAAUCAUUCUCAAUCUCAAUUACAACAUCAGUUACUAUUACAACAGCAAUUGCAGGAUCAGGCCAAUUUCAGUCAAUCUUCUUCGUCAAAUAUUUCUCAACAUACUCCUCCUCCACUUCCUCAUCAACCUCAUCAACCUCAACCUCAACCUCAACCUCCAUUAAGUUUAUCCCGAACUAAUUCUACUUCAAAUUUAAAUUUAAAUAUAAAUAUUACUGAACAAUCAUUAUCCGAUAGACAUCAAUCUAUAAGUUCCUUACCUGGACCUAACAAUUUCCCCAGUUCUGGUAGAAACAUUUCUUAUUUACAGAAUAGUGAAAUCGAUGAAUUAUAUACAAGUUUUGUUAAUGUUGCAACUAUUAAAGAUCCAGAUUUGUCUUUAUUGGCUCGGUGGGUUGAUAAGGUUAAGUCUUCUUCAUAUUCAGGUCCAUCUUCUUCAUCAUCUACCACUACAAAACAUCGAGACUCCACUAGUUCAUCCCUAAGAGUUCCUCCUGGUAAUUCUACAAAUUCUACUAAAUCUUCUAAUCCACUUCCAUCAGUUACUCCUGAACCUAUUGAGAAAUCCAAUAAUACAAUAGGUGAUUCUCAACAACAACAACAACAACAACAACAACAACAACAACAACAACAACAACAACAACAACAACAACAACAAUUUAAUUCGGCUGCUAAGUAUAAACUAACAAAGAUAUUCUUACUUGCUGUGGCCAACCUUAAGAUUUCCGAUACUUUCUUAGAAUCAUUUCUUAAACUAAUUAAUUAUCUGAUUGACUUCAUCUUUGUCAAUGAUGAUUUCAAUAACAAUAAGAGUAUACUUCAUGAAUGUUGUGCUAUUCCACCGGCUUCAACUCAUGAAAAUCAUGUGGUAAUCAAUAAUGGAGUUAAAGUGGUUAAUUCCGUUGAUUCAAUUAAUCAUUCUCGAACAUUUAUAAUUCAACAUAUUAUGGAAAAUGUCACCUCUCAACAAAGAACUGCCUUAUUAAUUCGUAAAGAUUUUAAUGGAAGAACUUGUUUACAUUAUGCUGCCCAACAUAAUCGACUUGAUUUAUUAGAAAUCUUAUUGAGUUUCUUCCCCAUUGAUCAUAUUGAUGAUUUAGAUAUCGAUUCCAUGUCUCCAUUAUUAUUGGCUAUCAAACAUGGAUAUUUCCCCAUAAUUAAACGAUUAGUUCAAUCAGGUGCCAACUGUUUCCCACCGAAUGAUGAAAAUAAAUUACAGUAUUUACCCAUUAAUUAUGCUUGUAAGUUUGGGGAUUAUAAGAUUGUGGAAUACUUGUUAUCUAAUAAUAAGUCCAAUGAUCCCAAUUUAAUUAAUCAGCAGGAUGUUGAGGGUUUAUUACCAUUACAUGUGAUUUCUAGAACAGGACAUUAUAAAUUAAUUAAAUCAUUAAUUCAAUAUGGAGCCGAGAUUAAUAAGAUUGAUGGCUUAAAUAAAUGGACUCCCAUAUUCUAUGCUGCUUCAGAGGGUCAUGUUAAGACUACGCAAGAAUUAGUUAAGUUGGGGGCCAAAUUAAAUAUUGUCGAUGAAGAUGGUUAUAAUGUAUUGUACUAUUGUGUGGUAGAGGGUCAUAUUGAUGUGUUGAAUGAGUUAUUGAAUCAUUAUCGGACCAUCUCGAAGAGUGAGGUAAGAAAUACAAAGAUCAAUAGUAUGAAUAGUAUAGUCAGUGAAGAGAUCACGGCCACUAAGCAGCAGCAACACCAAGAACAGCAGCUACAACUGCAACUACAACAACUGCAACAACUGCAACACCAAGUGCAACUGCAACUGCAAAACCAACAACUGCAACUGCAUCAACAACUGGAUGGUAAGAGCAUGUCUAUCUUAGUAGAGAAUGACGAUGACUCAGAAGAUAGCGGCAGUGUAGAUAAGAAUAACGUCGACAAUAUACCUGAUCUACAAUUACCUCCCCCCAUAUUACCUCUCAGAAGGUAUGGGCAUAAUUUCUUAGAACAAAAAGUAUUAAUUGAAUUAAUAUUCCCCAAUGAUUCUGAUUUUAUUAAUUUGUUUAAUUUAACUACCGAUUUAAAACCCGGGAGAAUAACCAUUACUUCAAAUAUUUCUGAUAUUGUCCCUAGAAAUGUUUUACUCCCCGUAGGUGACGAUAAUAAAUCAAAUAAUAAUUGUGUAUUUCAAACAGAUAUUGAAUCAUUACAAGAAUUUCGAAUUGAUUUCGAAGUAUUUCCUAAAUUCGGUACUCGAUUAAUUGCUAAAACAACAGCUUUAUCAUUUUGUCAAAUUGAUACUUCCUCACCAGAAAUUAAUUCAAUUCAAUUACCUUUAUUUGAUUUAAGAUUAAGAAAUAUUGGAGAAUUGAAAUUUAAUUAUCAGGUGAUUUUCCCCUUUCUGGGCACUUUAUUGGAAACCUCCAAGUUUGAUACUUAUUGGAAAUCUUCUACUGGAUUUGUUAAGAAUAGACAGACUUUGAAAUUGAAUGCGGCUGGUGGGUUAUCUCCUAAUAAUUUCUUAUCACCCUCCAGUAUAAAUUCUUUAAUUGGGAAUGGGAAUGGAAAUGGCAGUGGAACUGGUUCUGGUAAAGAGGGUCCAGUAUUAAAUGCUAGUGGAAUCAUUGAUGGAGCCGUAACUUCAACUAAUGAAUUAGUUUCAAGUUCUGCCGCCCCCUCGUCAAUUGUAACUGCUACAUCAUUAUCCGGAGAAUAUCUUCGUAUUAAAGUAUGUUUACUUAAUGAUGGUACUCCAGUAGUAUGUCCUCAUUGGUCAAUAGCCAUUACGGAAAAUAUUGAUCUUUAUUUACCAAAUUUAUCAUUAGAACAAUUAAGUUCCAUAACUAAUGAUCUAUUUGACUAUAGUAAAGUAAUUCAUGAUUUAUCAAGAAUGAGUAUAAAAGAUAUUGGACUAAUUAAAAAAUUAUUAAGAAUAAUUUAUUUACCAUUAGAUAUCUUUUUAGAUGUAUUAAAUCUUGAAAUUAAUCUAAGUUUGGAAAUUAUUUAUCCAACAUUAUAUGAGUUAGCUCAUUUACCAUUUAUUGGAAAUAUUCAACUGAAUUUAGAUAAUUUCAUUAAUUUUACUUUAAAUGAUGUUUUCAAUCAUAUUAGAAGUUCAAAAUUAAAACAAUCAACACCUGGAAGAUCAAUUAUAUUUUUAUCAUCCAAUUCAUUAAUUUGUAAAAUUUUAAAUUGGAAACAACCCAAUUUUCCUGUGUUUUUAAUUAUGAGUGGUAUAACUUUUAAUACUAGUGCUAGAAAAUUUGAAUCAAGAUCUGCUAAUGGAUUACUUGUUGAUGAUAUAAGAAAGAAUAAUAGUAUAAGUCAUGAUUUAUCUUCCUCUUCAGAAACUAAAUCUUCUUCUUUAAAUAAAAAUUCUCGAGAUAAAAUUAUAAGUAAUCAUCAAGAAAUUACUAUUAGAUCAAUUAAAGAAGCCGUGAAUUUCACCAUUAAUAAUAAUUUAAUUGGUUUAAUAACUUCAAUUCAUUUAUUAGAUUUAGUACCUAAAUUAGUUCCUUUAAUUAGAUCUCGAGGGUUAGUAUUGGUGGCUUCAAGUGAUAGUAAUGAUCAAGAGAAUGAAGAAGAAAUUCAACGAGAAUUGGAUUCUUAUACUCGAGCAGAAAUCAAUGGACUUCGAUUCGAUGAUGUUUUAAGUUUCAAAGAGGAUAUCUCCAUGUAGAUUAUAUAUUAUAUAUUAUAU